This is a messenger RNA of Adineta steineri, 438 nucleotides long. The record is from the annotation of a GenBank genome assembly. NCBI's taxonomy places the organism in Eukaryota, Metazoa, Rotifera, Eurotatoria, Adinetida, Adinetidae.
AUGCCAUUUAAAGUACCUGAAGCAGCUAAAUGUCCUAAAUGUAAUCAAAGUGUUUUUGCUGCAGAAGAAGUUCCUGCAGCUGGAAAAAAAUUUCACAAAAUGUGUUUUAAAUGCGCAAUCGUUCGUUGCCCAAAAUGUAAUCAGCCUGUUUAUCAUGCUGAAGAAGUUCCAGCGGCAGGUAAAAAAUGGCAUAAAACAUGUUUCAAAUGUGGUCUUUGUAAGAAGAUGCUCGAAUCAACGACACUUGCUGAACAUGAAGGCAAUUUAUUUUGUAAACAAUGUUAUGCUCGUAAAUUUGGUCCUAAAGGUGUUGGUUUCGGUGGUGGAGCAGGUUGUCUUGGUAUGGAUACAGGUGAACAUCUUGGUAAUAAAUCCGGUUCAGAAAUGACAAAUAAACCGAAUUAUGCUGCACCACCUGGUGCUGGUCAACAUGACUAA